This is a messenger RNA of Clonostachys rhizophaga, 2079 nucleotides long. The record is from the annotation of a GenBank genome assembly. NCBI's taxonomy places the organism in Eukaryota, Fungi, Ascomycota, Sordariomycetes, Hypocreales, Bionectriaceae.
AUGGAUUUCAAGUCAGGUAUCAUGCCUCUGCACCAGGUGCAGAAGCCACCUUUCACAGUUGACGUGCCCGGUGCCCCCAAGAUCGAGGGCGAGACCAUUCCUCGUCGCCAUUUCAAGGCCAAGGACGGCCUCAUCGACAGACCCGCAGAGGAUGUCUACACUGUCUGGGACAUUGUCCGCCGAAGCGCCCGCGAAUACCCAAACCACACCGCCGUUGGUAAGCGAAAGCUUAUCAAGCUUCACAAGGAGACCAAGAAGAUCAAGAAGAUUGUCGAUGGCGAGACCCAGGAGGUUGACAAGGAGUGGCAAUAUUUCGAGCUCUCACCCUUCACCUUCAUCACCUACAAGGAGUACGAGACCCUCGUGCUGCAGCUUGGCUCCGGUCUUCGAAAGAUCGGCCUGAAUCCCGAGCAAAAACUUCACUUGUUUGCUACCACUAGCACGAACUGGAUUUCCACCGCUCAUGCCUGCGCAACACAGUCCAUCCCCAUUGUGACGGCAUACGACACUCUGGGAGAGGAUGGUGUAUCGCACUCACUUAACCAGACUGAGGCCGAUGCCAUGUACACCGACCCUCACCUGCUAAAGACGGCCCAAGGCCCUAUCCGCAAAUCCAAGGUGAAGACGGUCAUUGUCAAUGAGGAGUCCAUCUUUACCGAAGGCGGCGAGAUUGAAGAGUUCAAGAAGAACAACCCUGAUAUCAAGGUCAUCACUUACGAAGAACUGCGCAAGUUGGGUGAAGAGAACCCCGUCGAAGCCAACCCAGCUAAGCCCGAGGACCUUUACUGCAUCAUGUACACUUCAGGCUCAACAGGCAUGCCCAAGGGUGCCUCCAUCAAGCACGAAGCCCUUGUUGCUGCUGUUACCGGUCUUUACAAGUGCGUUGAGGAAUGUGUUAGCGACCAGGAAGUCAUCCUCGCAUACCUGCCUUCGGCGCAUAUUUUCGAGAUGGCCCUCGAGAACUUGGUGCUCUUUAUCGGUGGCACCCUCGGCUACGGUAACGCCCGAACUCUCUCCGACACAUCUGUCCGCAACUGCGCCGGUGAUAUGCGUGAACUCCGACCUACCGUCAUGGUCGGUGUCCCCCAGGUCUGGGAAACCGUGAAGAAGGGUGUCAUCAGCAAGCUCGAUUCUUCCAGCCCUGUCCUCCGAUCUCUUUUCUGGGGAGCAUUUAACUAUAAGAGCUUCAUGACGAAAAACGGUCUCCCUGGAGCCAGUAUGCUUGAUGGCAUUGUCUUUAAGAAGGUGAGAGACAUGACUGGCGGGCGACUGCGGUUCACUAUGAACGGCGCUAGUGGCGUUGCCGACGACACCAAGAACUUCCUUUCGCUCGUCCUUGCGCCCAUGUUGGGUGGUUACGGUCUCACAGAGACUUGCGCCAACGGUGCCCUGGGCUCCCCCCUCCAAUACACUCCUAAUGCUAUUGGCCCCGUCCCUUCAUCCAUUGAGGUGAAGCUCGUCUCUAUUCCUGACAUUGGUUACUCUACCGACAACAACCCACCCCAGGGUGAGAUUUAUAUCAGGGGCAAGCCUACUCUUACUGAGUACUAUGGCAACCCAGAGGAGACUGCCAAGGCUUUGACCGAAGAUGGUUGGUUCAAGACGGGUGAUAUUGGAGAGUGGGACUCGGUUGGCCAUCUCAAGGUCAUCGAUCGUGUCAAGAACCUCAUUAAGAUGCAAGGUGGCGAGUACAUCGCUCUCGAGAAGCUCGAGGCCGUGUACCGUGGCGCUCACACCGUUGCCAACUUGAUGGUGCAUGCCGACCAGGCCUACCCCAAGCCCAUCGCUGUCAUCAUGCCAAACGAGAAGGUUCUCCUUGAUGAGGCCCAGAAGCUCGGCAUUGACCAGCAUGAUAUGUACCACCACCCUAAGAUGGUUGGCUGGGUUCUCAAGGAUCUCCAGACAACCGGCCGCCGCGCUGGCCUCACCGGAAUCGAGAUCAUCUGCAACGUCGUCAUCACAGAAGAAGAGUGGACUCCUCCUACCGGUCUCGUCACUGGUACCCAGAAGCUCAACAGACGUACCAUCCGCUCAACGUUCAAGAAGCAGAUCGACGACGCUUUCAAGGCCGCCAACUAA